Molecule: messenger RNA, 1278 nt
Organism: Lichtheimia ornata
Lineage: Eukaryota; Fungi; Mucoromycota; Mucoromycetes; Mucorales; Lichtheimiaceae
Exons: 4
Coding region: 1-1278 (425 amino acids)
Cellular component (GO): cytoplasm
Molecular function (GO): guanyl-nucleotide exchange factor activity; protein binding
Source: RefSeq, a predicted model, not a curated record
AUGCUGUCAUUGUGCGAGCUUCCUAUUGACAUUCUCACCGAACAACUAUUGCCUCUCUUGCACAUUGGUGACCUGGCUACAUUGGCAGCAACAUGCCGACAUUUGAAAAUGCUUUGCAAUGAGGACCGGUUGUGGCGAUAUCGGGCAGCUGCCGACUUUUCUUUGGAUACGUCAAGACUUGAGCCUUGUCAAGGAUGGAAACAGACAUACAAGAAGAUGGUGGAUAACAGCAUGGUUUAUGUAUGGGGCGAGAAUUAUGAUAAAAGACUUGGUAUCCAUGACGACGCUAUGGAGCAGUCUCUGGAUAAAGUGGUGAUACCUAUCAAGAUGACAAAGUUGGUUGGAAAGGGCAUUGCACAAGUUGUGACAGGUGGAUGGUCAUUUCAUGCAUUGGAUUACCGGGGGCGUGUAUGGAUGUGGGGAAUGAUGCAACCAAGGAAUCCAUUGACUGGUCAUGGUGAAGAAACUACAUUUGGUGUCGUGCACUUGCCAUCCAAUAUCCGAAUCAUAUCACUUGCCAGUGGUCGUUCACACGCCAUUGCACUUGAUGAAGGCGGCAGAGUUUGGCAUUGGUCCAAUCGUUGGCAACCCAUGUUGGUGAAGAGUCCUGCUGGUUCUGCAACCAUGAUCCAAAUCACAGCUUGCGCAUUUUAUUCGGCUGCCUUAUCCACAACGGGUGACCUUUAUACCAUCAGCUAUCCUAUCAUCAAUUCAACUCCAAGCGUGAACCACGUAUCAAUGCCAUUGCUACUGCACUCAUGCGAUCGCAUUAUCCAGAUCGCAGGUAUGGAUUCAGCGAUACUUGUCCUUACAGCUCAUGGUCGGCUAUUUCGAGUUUCUACACCAUGCAACAACCCCCACAUCCAAGAAUUGCUUGGCUUUUCCACCCUCUUGAAUGGCAGCAAUCGGUUAUCUAUCAAUGCCCAUCAACAUUGGUUUGCUAUUGUCGACCACACUGAAAGCAAGAUGAUACUGGGGAAUCAAAAAGAUGAACAUCCAUUACAGCAAUUCAACCUAGACACGUUAGUGAACAGGAUAAUGUUGGGCAAGAAUCACAUGGGCGUACUCACGGUGGAUGGAACUUUGCUGACAGGGAGCUUUCUUCAAGAUGCAACAAAAGACCCAUUGCUAGGCCGUCGCCAUCAUCAUCGUGACCCAUCUCUUACUCUUGCUGAAGCAUACGAUGCAAUGGAUUUCGAUACUCCUGUGCAUGUAUACGCUGCAGGAUUUGGAGGAGAGCAUUCAGCGUGUUUGGCUUUACCCCGCGAAAUUUUCUAG